Molecule: messenger RNA, 2382 nt
Organism: Closterium sp. Yama58-4
Lineage: Eukaryota; Viridiplantae; Streptophyta; Zygnematophyceae; Desmidiales; Closteriaceae
Source: the annotation of a GenBank genome assembly
AUGUCGUAUAUCGUCGUCCGCGGCUCGUCCUCCGACUUCUUGCACCAAAAUGAAAAGCUAUUUGAGAAAUUAAAGCCGUACUUAGUCGUUGCCUUCGCCAUUCUCUUGCUCGGCACACCACUGCUGCUAAUAUUCCAACCAAUCCAAACACUUUCGACCGAUGUUGCCGCUUCCGAUGCCGCUUUUGAUGGCGCUUCGUCAUUGAAUGUUAAGGCGCCUCGAAGCCCUACCGAUCCUGCCGCAUCCGCGUUACAAGCUGAAGUCGUUAAUGGCGUUGCCAUUGCGUGGUCGCUGUGUCGAGCCGAGGCUGCUUACUGGGCUGAUGUAGACAGAAGGAAGGCAGCUCAUGAUGGGGAUCAGUGGCCCAUGGAUGCAACCGACCUGCCGUCGCUGCUGCUGUCCGUGCUCAUGCCCACAUACCCGUGUCCAGCAGAGGAGAGAGUGGGCGCAUGGGGGGAUGGGGGAAAGUGGGUAUGCAUGCUACCAACUGCGAUUCGAGAAAAGCCUGUCGUAUACAGUGUGGGCAGCAACGAGCAGUAUGACUUUGAACAGGCCAUCGGCGCUGUGCUGCACACCAAGCCAUUCACCUUCGACCCUUUCCUCUCCGCCAACGCCACUGCUCGCAUGCACGCCCUCCCCUUCCUCCACUUCAAUGAAAUCGCCAUCGCCGGCGCAGCCAGCCUCGAGAAUUUCCGGGAAAAAAACCCCGGGAUUACCUUUAUGACUUUGCAAGAGGCGAUGGAGAAACUGGGGCAUGAGUAUGUGGAUGUGUUGAAAAUGGACUGUGAAGGGUGUGAGGAGGACAUGCACAAGCCCCAGCAGUCCCUGCCCUACCUGUACGCCAUGGAGGGCAUGGGGUACCGCAUGUUCCAUGUGGAGCCCAACCCGCUGUGCUACUCACACAACCCCCCCUUCCAUCUUGCCCUCCUGUGCGCCUGCCCCUUUAUUUCCCUCACCGAUUACAGAAUGCACAAACCCCAGCAAUCUCUGCCCUAUCUCUACGCCAUGGAGGGCAUGGGGUACCGCAUGUUCCAUGUGGAGCCCAACACACCACAUACCCCCCUUCCCCCUUUCCCCACUCCCUCCCUCUACUAUCACAGAAUGCAUAAACCCCAGCAGUCCCUGCCCUAUCUCUACGCCAUGGAGGGCAUGGGGUACCGCAUGUUCCAUGUGGAGCCCAACACACCACAUACCCCCCUUCCCCCUUUCCCCACUCCCUCCCUCUACUAUCACAGAAUGCAUAAACCCCAGCAGUCCCUGCCCUAUCUCUACGCCAUGGAGGGCAUGGGGUACCGCAUGUUCCAUGUGGAGCCCAACCCGCUGUGCUACUCGUGCAUCGAGUUAGAGUGCUUGAAUCCUGCGCGGACUGAAAGACUAUUUGUUGCUUCUAGCCGCAACUCCUGGAACCACAUCCUUCCAGCUGACGAUUCUUCGUUCACCAUGGGAAACGGAUCAUCUAAAGACGGGGUUAUCAUCAAAGACGUAGGGUCCACCAAGAACUCGGUGAUCUUUGUGCAGCCCGGCCUCAAGGGCGUAUGUCAAGACGCCGCACUUGCCACAGAGAACCUGAUAGUCACAAGCACAACUGGGGAAAGAGGCAGUGCGCUGGUGGGGGUGUUUGACGGGCACGGUCUAUCCGGGCACUACGUGUCCAAGACAGCUCGCGACCAGCUGCCAGAGCGACUCAAUGCAGCCGUGCAGCACACCCAGAAUGAACUAGCACACGUGGACGGGGCUGCAGCUAGGGACGUGUGGGCGCGGGUGUUUGGGGGCGUGUUUGGGGAUAUCGAUGAGGAGCUGAGGAAGGACCUGUUCCACAACAGGGACAGUGGUUCCACUGCUGUCGUCGCCCUCCGCCUCGGCUCGGAGCUGAUAGUGGCACACAUAGGGGACUCGCGCUGUGUGCUCGCUCGCAUUGCCAGGGGUCCGAAUGGGAAGAACGAUGCAGCGACCAUGGAGGCAGUUCAACUGACCAUCGACCACAAGGCCAGCAACCCAGCUGAGAAGGCACGGGUGCAGGAGGCGGGAGGCAAGGUGCUCAACUACAUGAACACCAUCGACAGAAUCUUCCUGCCAGGGAAGAGCGAGCCAGGGCUGGCAGUGGCGCGUGCCUUUGGAGACUUUGAGCUCAAGUCCCAUGGGCUCAUCUGCCGGCCCGAUGUUACUGUUCGCAGUAUAGACCCCAACGAUCAGUUCGUCGUCAUGGGUUCCGAUGGGGUGUGGGACGUGCUGUCGAACGCAGAGGUGGUGGAGAUCGUAGCAAACACAUGGCCCAGGAGCAAAGCAGCGAAGCAGGUGGCUCAGAAGGCCGUAGCCAAGUGGGCAACAGAGAAGCACGCCAACUCCAGAGAUGAUAUAUCCGUUGCAGUGCUGUUCUUCUAA